Bombyx mandarina (wild silkworm) is the source of this 1880-nucleotide messenger RNA. RefSeq lists its product as uncharacterized. The record is from RefSeq and is a predicted model, not a curated record. NCBI's taxonomy places the organism in Eukaryota, Metazoa, Arthropoda, Insecta, Lepidoptera, Bombycidae.
CUAAACGAAAGUGACAAUACUAAGUUCGAACAUAGAUGCAUAUUUUAAAUUGAUUUUUAAGUAAUAAUAUAAUAUGACUAUUCAGGAAUAUAAUUGAAUUAUGGAUAAUACAGAAAUAAGUGCUCUCCAAACAGAAGUGGAGUUCUAUAGGAACAACCAUACUAUCGUCGAACAAGAGAUCAAAAUGCUGAUCGCUGACAAUCAAAAGCUUUCGCAUCAGCUCGGUGUGCUGCUUAAAGAGAAACUGGAGAAUGAGAAGCAGUCGGCUGAUUCUAAUCAAGAACAAAGCAAAGAGCUAGAUGAACUCAAGAGACAAGUCGCUUUAUUUACUAAGGAAAGGGAUUCUCUCCACGUUUUAUGGCAAACAGCUCAGAGGACUAUUGAAGCUUUAGAAACUGAGUUAAAAACUUACCACUGCUACGAUAACAGAGGGAAGCAGCUAAACGAUAUGGAAAAUAAAAGAGAACUGGAAUUAAAACUAGAAACAGCGCUAACAGAUUAUAUAGAAUUAGAAGCGAAAUAUAAAGAACUGCAAACAAAGAAUUCGACGUUACUCAAUGAUGCUAAAAUUAAAGAGAAAGAGAUCGCGUCCUACAAAGAAAGAGGUAAGGAGUUGGAAAUUAAAAUAGAGGAACUUACGAAAAAUUUAGAAGAAUACAAAAUUAACUUAGCAGCAGAGAAGAAAAGUAGGGAAGACUUAAAAAAACAAUUGGCUUUCAUUCAGAAAGAGUUGGUGGAAAAAAUAAAAAAACAUGCGGAAGCUAAGUCAAAGGUCGCAGAAGCUUUAGAGCUUUACGAUAUUGUAAGGAAACAGAAGAAUGAUGCAAACGCAACCAUUAAACAACAGACAGCCGAACUAAAUCGGGUCAAACGUGCCCUGUGCAGUGUCAAAGACGACUUAGAAGCUGUAUACAGAAAGGAAAUAGACGAAAUGAAAGACAAAUAUAACGAGAAAAUAGUUGAUAUGCUUGUACAUAUAAAGAAUCUUGAUGCCGAAUUAGUUGAAAAGGGAUUACUUCUAAAUAAAGUUCAAAGGGAAAACCAAAUAUUAAGUCAAGCAAAUGAAAAUUACAUUAAACAACAUAAUGAAGAAUUGAAAUCGUUGGAGCCGAAAUUGAGAAUAGCCGAACAGCGAAUGGAAAUAAUGUUUCAGGAAUUGGUAUCAUCGGAGAGACGAAAUGUCCAACUCGUGUGCGAGAAGCAAUGCCUGGCGCUCGACGUACAAAGAAUUCAAGAGAUACAAGCUAGAGAAACGAAGCGUAGAGAUUGGGAAGAAAAAUUGUUGAAGAAUCGCUGCGAAGAGCUCACAUUGCAAUUGGAAAACUCUCAAAAGUCCCUCAAUGAAACACACGAAAUGGUGAAUAAGCUUCAAGCAAUGAUGUCCUCUAGAGCGGAACUCAGCCAAAAGAUAAUUUCAACCAAAGAAGACGAAUUGAACGAACUGAAUAAGCAUUUAGAAAAUCAAAUGGAGCUCAGUAAAAAGUGGAAAGAGUCUUACGUGGAAAUGACCGAGAAACUCAAGAAGCAAUUGAACGAUUUAGAAAACGAGAACAGCGAAUUGCGAAUGCAACUGAAACUUCCAAAUUCAGGAUUAAUUCACGACGAUAGUACGGAGAGCUGAUACGAAUAUUUUACGGAAAUUGAGCUAAUAUGCAAUUUAUUUGUUACAUACUGUAUGAAAUCGCACCUGAUUUUUUGUUGUAAUUUAAAAUUUUAAACCGACCGACUCUACUGUGGAUUAGUCUAGUAUUUGACCUAGUAUUUCGGUCUGGUCUAGUCUACCUAAAGGAGGUAAUGUUUCUUGAGCUUAUGUAUGUCUUUGACAUGCUCUACAGCCUAAAAUUUCCAGAUUAUAACAGCUGUCUGCCAAUUGUCAUGUA